AUGCGGCAGUGGGGGCGGCACGGCAAGAUCUCCAACAUGCACGUGGAGCGCCUCCUGGCGCAGUUUAGACAGGCCUCGAAUAUCAAGAGUGGCCACGCGCCGUCGGUGCACCGCGCGAGCUCAGGCGGGUUUUGCUCGCAGUGGCGCCAGGAACACAUUGCCGCCGGCGGGAAGGACCCGUCCAGGACAACUCGCCGAGACCUUUUGGAGAAAGGCGUGCCGUUGAAGGCGGGCCAGGCGAGUCGCCGCGUGCCGGGCACGGUGAGGGCUCAUUUCUUGUUCGCGAGCAAUCGCUGGAACAACGAGGGCAGGGGGUCUGGCAUGAGCUACAAAGCUUUCAUGAGGCAGGCGUGCGCCAUGUACGAGGAUCUCUCGCAAGACGAGAAGGACCCGUGGGAGGUUGAUGCCCGGAACCGAUCUGAUGCAGGCCGCGCAGCUGCGGGCGAGGGCGCAGAGGUCGGCCCAGACCAGGCCCGCGCUAGGGAUGAAUCCGCACCGUGGGGCCUCGCCUCUGAGAAGCUCCCCCUCGACCCCGAGAAGGCCCGGGAGUACUUGGCGAGGGUGUUCGAGAUCGACUUGGGGCCGAAGAGCGGUUUCUCCACGUGGGGCCCCUCCCUGUCCGACGAUUUCCUAGAGAGCAUGUUCAUUUUGGAUUCAGGCAUGGUUCCCAAGGAUGUCUCUUUCGUUCGGCAUUUGUCGUGCCGACAGUCUCAUUACGGCAUGUGCAUGCAACAGGAUCGGGACAUCGCCGCGACGUCUUUCUUGGCUCGGCAGCUGCACGGCGCCCAUCGCGAGACGACUACGUUCUGGGAGAUCGCCAUUUCAGGCGAGGGCGUUGAUGAUGAUGAUUUUCAAAUGUUCGUCUUCGUCGGAGUCGCCAGACACAGGGGCCCUCGCGUCAACUUGUACCUCGCCGCCGACGUGGAGGGCAAUAUCAUCACAGCUGACCUCUCUUCGAAGCACACCUCAUGGUCUCUAGCUCUAAUCUGCGCGCGGCUGACCCCGCCAGAGAUCAUCCCAAGAGUGGCGACGAGGUCGCUGGCGACCACACCGCUGUAUGAGUCCCUCUUGAAGGCGAGGCUGGGCGCCCAUGGUGCUGGGGCGUGGCUCCAGUUGUCUGAGAAGCAGAAGCGCAACCCCAAGUUUGUCGACGAUGAGCAUAAGAUGUUCACCGACGGCAUCAAGUCGUUCAGCGAGAAGCGCAUCCGCAAGAUGCCAGAUGUUAAGGAGGUCGGCCCCAAGGCCAAGGGCGAGUGGGCCGUCAUCAAGGCCAUGAGGCAGAAGCACGUGUGGUCCAAGGGGGCGUGCGUGGGCUGGGGCGCGACCUGCGGCUUGCACUCCAACGAUUCCGACAAGCCCGACUUGAAGUGCAAGACGCGCAUUGACUUCGGGGUGGGGGGCUUGUCGCCGGAGGAGUGCCAGUUGCGGUUGAAGAGGUGGCUCAUCGCUGGCCUCGCCAUCGAGGAUGUUGGGAACCCCGCGGCAAGGGCCGAUCACCUCGGCCUGAAGGCGCGGUCGUUCGCGGGGGGCCUGAGCGCCGCGGAGCGCGACGCAGCCUUGACAGGGGCAGGCUCAACGUGA
Prorocentrum cordatum is the source of this 1581-nucleotide messenger RNA. NCBI's taxonomy places the organism in Eukaryota, Dinophyceae, Prorocentrales, Prorocentraceae. The record is from the annotation of a GenBank genome assembly.